CAUGCCUCCUAAAUAACAAUAAGUUGUGAGUGUAAUUAAAGAUGAAGAAUAGUUUCUUAAUUUAAUCAGUUCUGAAAAUAAAAAGUUGGUUUUACUUGAUGUUCACCCUGAUUGGUGUGGUCCAUGCGAAAUGAUGAAUCCAACUUAUAAAACAUUAUAGACAAGUAUUGAUGACUUUGAAAAAAGAGUGGAUAUUUACACUUUAGGUUAUAGUAAAAUAGUCACAUACAAACAUGAUAAAUUUAGUAAAUAAUAAUUCAAAUACUCUUUUUAGACAGAGAGCCAACCAGUAAACCCAGGUUUGUCUUUUAUUAAGAAGGUAGAUUAGUUGAUGAAGUAUAAGGAGCAGAUAUUCCAGCCAUUAUUGAAAGAGUUUACAAAUAUUUACCAAUGGUUUAUUGA
This is a messenger RNA of Paramecium pentaurelia, 402 nucleotides long. The record is from the annotation of a GenBank genome assembly. NCBI's taxonomy places the organism in Eukaryota, Ciliophora, Oligohymenophorea, Peniculida, Parameciidae.